Phoenix dactylifera (date palm) is the source of this 2878-nucleotide messenger RNA. RefSeq names its product Pentatricopeptide repeat (PPR) superfamily protein. Lineage: Eukaryota; Viridiplantae; Streptophyta; Magnoliopsida; Arecales; Arecaceae. Gene Ontology annotation, biological process: RNA modification. Gene Ontology annotation, molecular function: zinc ion binding; RNA binding; protein binding. The record is from RefSeq and is a predicted model, not a curated record.
UUCAUUACACCUUGCUGUGUUUAAUUCACAGUAUAAUCCUGGUACUGCCACCAGCCAAAUCUCUGUUUUCCUAUGGAGUUAUAAAGAAGGGACAUAUGCCAAAAUAUGUGAUUUAGCAUAGCUUGCAGUGAUGUGUAGAGAUCUGUUUGACGAGACACCUAUAUGACAAGAUGAAAGGCUGGGAACCCGCCAUACGUAAAAGUCAGGCGCUGAGAGCCAUUACAAAGAAAUGAUUUGAACAGUGUUAUGAUCAUGGGAUGCCGCUGCUUUUUUGAAGUGCACUCUUUCGAUCUAAAGAUUUGACAGUUUUUUGUACCGUCAAACUUUUCUCAGUUUAAGCUGCUGUUUCUUCCUAGCACAACCCGGAUUCACGUACCAACACAGUGGCGUCUGCAAGAGUAUAAAUAAAUUCAAGGAUUGACAACCAAAUAAGACCUUUGUUUUUUCUCAAUUUUUUAUCCCAUCUUCUCCUUUCUAUGCUUUGUGAUUAUCUAAUUUGAUACUUUUCGCCCUCCUCAUAUGCUGCUUAGGGAUUUGAAGUGUCUAAAAAAGAAAUAUUUGAAGAAAUAUGGUGUGCAAAAUUGGCUUAGGAUGAUUGCUUCCAACCAAGAGUGCAAUGUCUUUGAGCUCCAAUACUUACAUUGCAGAGACGGUGCUAUGGAGGUGCCCUGUUUAAUUUCUGCUACCUUGUGUUCCCCUCUGGGUUUUGAAUACUGGACAUGAAUGCUGCCAGAUGUCUAUCAGGAAUCUAGUUUGUCUAGAAAUUUUUAAGCCCUUAGGCCGUGGAUCUGUAAUUGUUCACCAUAUCUUAAUUUUCUUUUGGGCUCUGGCUGGCUAGUGUAGGUGCAGAAGGGCUAUAAUCUGACAUAACUGUAGAGGAAGAAUCUUUUGAUGUGUUUAGAGAAUCUCUUUGAGUGCUGUUGGUCUUUCGAUAUACAUGCACAGGCUAUGCAUUUCGGCUUAGAAUUUGUUGGUUGGUUUAGAAAAGCCCUUUCAUGCAAAAGCUAACAACCGCGGCACUUAUUUAAAUGGAGGGCGCCGUCCAGCUCCCGCCAACCUUCGAGCGCUACGAAAUGCGAGCAGCCUCAUCCUCCAAGCUGAUAUCUUUGACCCACCCCACCCUCCACCUCUCCCACCCCACCCCCGACGCCUUCUUCUGGAACUCCCUCAUCCGUGCCCACCCCGCCGUCGCCCUCUCCCUCUACCGCCGCAUGCUUCUCCACGGCGUCCGCCCCGACCUCUAUACUUUCCCCUUCCUCCUCCUCUCCUUCUCCUCCCCCUCCCCCCUCCCUCCAGCCGCACUCCCCCUCCUCCAUGCCCACGCCCUCCUCUCCGGCUUCGCCUCCCACCCGUUCGUCCGCACCUCCCUCGUCUCCGCCUACUCCCACUGCUCCUCCCUCCCCCUUGCCCGCCGCCUCUUCGACGAAAUCCCACUCCCCGACCUCCCUUCCUGGAAUUCCAUCAUCUCUGCUUACCUCAGGGCCGGCCUCCUCAUCUCCGCCCUCCAAAUAUUCGUGAAAAUGCCCGAGAGAAACGUGGUCGCUUGGAGCUGCAUGAUAGAUGGCUUCGUCAAAUGCGGCGACCACAGGGGAGCGCUGCAAUUGUUCCGCGACAUGCAGAGAGAAGCGUAUGUCAAGCCGAAUGAGUUCACUAUGUCGAGCGUGCUUGCUGCUUGUGCGAAAUUGGGUGCGCUCGAGCACGGGAAGUGGGCGCACGCGUACAUCGACCGGAGCGGCAUGAAGGUGAACAUGGUGCUGGGGACUUCUUUGAUCGAUAUGUAUGCCAAGUGCGGGAGCAUCGACAGGGCAAGGUUGGUGUUUGAUAGUUUGGGCCCUGACAAGGACAAGGAUAUCAAGGCAUGGAGCGCAAUGAUCUCGGGGCUUGCAAUUCAUGGACUCGCAAUGGAAUGCCUUGAUUUGUUUCUUAGCAUGAGGGGACUGGCAGUAAUUCCUAAUGCCAUAACGUUCUUAGGAGUUCUCAGUGCUUGUGUCCAUGCACGAUUGGUUAAUGAGGGUGAAAAGUAUUUUGAGCAAAUGGUGAAGGAGUUUGGUAUCGAUCCAAUGAUUCAACACUAUGGCUGCAUUGUGGAUCUUUAUGCAAGAGCCGGGCUUAUAGGAAAGGCAUGGGAUGUAGUGAAUUCGAUGCCCAUGAAACCCGACGUGCUCAUUUGGGGGGCUCUUUUGAGCGGUUCACGAAUGCAUGGGGAUAUCGAGACAUGCAAGGCUUCGAUCAAGCAACUUAUAGAGUUGGAGCCAACGAAUAGCGGGGCUUAUGUGCUUCUCUCCAAUGCUUAUGCAAAGAGGGGCAGGUGGGAUGAUGUGAGGAGAGUGCGAAAUCGUAUGGAAGAAUUGGGGAUUAAGAAGACGCCUGGAUGCAGUCUCGUCGAGGUGCAUGGCCACCUGCAUGAGUUCUUUGUGGCAGACCGAUCACAUCCGGAGAUGAGGGAGAUAUCUCUAAUGCUUGAGGAGAUUAUGGGAAGGUUAACAGUAGCAGGCUAUGUGGGGAAUACUGAAGAAGGGUUGCUGGACUUGGAUGAAGAAGGGAAGGAGUUAGCCCUAUCUCUUCACAGUGAGAAGCUGGCCAUUGCAUUCAGCUUGAUUAAAACAAGUCCUGGGACGGCUAUACGCAUAAUUAAGAAUCUAAGAAUAUGCAUGGAUUGCCAUGUUGCCAUUAAGCUUAUAUCCAAAAUCUAUGAUCGAGGGAUAGUUGUGAGGGAUUGCAGCCGAUUUCACUAUUUUCGAGACGGAUUCUGCUCCUGUAAAGAUUACUGGUAAUUCAGAAGCAUAAAUUCAUUCUGAUGUUACAACAGGGAUGAAAUACUGAUAUUUCCUGUUAGAUGUGUAAUUUUCUUGUUUCAUAAACAAAAUUAAUGUUUUAA